Pseudo-nitzschia multistriata is the source of this 1756-nucleotide messenger RNA. Lineage: Eukaryota; Bacillariophyta; Bacillariophyceae; Bacillariales; Bacillariaceae. The record is from the annotation of a GenBank genome assembly.
GUUCAUCCCCACAACACAACAAUCCUUGCGGAGACAUAACUCACAAUAUCACACAAAACAAACGAAACAAGCAACUCAGAACCAUGAUUUCCAGGACUUCUUUUGCCGCGGUAUUGCUUGCGGCCACAACGACUAGUGCCUUUGUCGCUCCCACACACAACAACAACAACAACAACAACCACCACCGAAUUGCGAGUGCUUCGACGAAAACAUCGCUCUCCGCCACCGACCGAUUGGAACAGGGAGACCCCGUUCUGUUGGUCGGGCCCGGAUUCCAGCAGCUAGUCCUGGCCAAGCACAUGGCGCGGGCCGGACUCAAGCCCAUCGUUGUGGCCUCGCAGACCAAGCUCGAUUCCUUCUUCAAGAGCUUCCUCAAGACGGGGGACGCCGAGGACCACGUCGGGGACGAGGAUCCCGAGGGUCUGCACAAGCAGAUCCGGGACGAUUCGACCAUCGGCAUGCCGGAGGCCGGCGACCCCUACUUUGGGGAACUCAAGGGGGUCGUCUUCUGCGCCGAGGAGGCCGUUCUGCCCAAGGAAUUCGUCGAGCGGGUCAUCGAUUUCGAGGACUCGGGCAUGUCCCCCUUUGCCGACGGGAAGCCAGCCCGGACUAUCUGCCUGCUGCCGGUCAGCAACAAGCAAACCAAGGAGAAGGCGAACAACUGGAUCCCCAUCUUUAACAUGGACAGCAAGAAAGACGACAUGUGGUCGAAUUUCGAGAAGGCCUUUGUGGCCCAUCCCUCUUACAAGGAGGCCGACGGAAACGCCUCGAUCGUUCGCUUCGGAUCCCUCCUUGGAGGAUCGACCGACGGGCCACCGGUCCUGAGGGAUUACGGCCUGGACGAGGGCAUGUAUAAGGUGCGUACAUGCCGAUGCUCAUUCGGUGAUGUUCUGUAGUAGUAGUACUGCCAUGCGUUUUAUGUAGCAUUUCUGCAAUGCAGUGCAAUGCUUUGUCAAAGAUAUUGCAGAUAAGGGAGGAAGGCAAGGCAUCCUAAUUAUGKYGGCCACCACACGACGAAUCAGCCAGAACAGUCGCACAAGACGCUUUGCCGCCGUCGUCUUCAUGAUUGUCGAUUUCUCAAAUUCGAUCUGAUCCACUCAUUCUCACGCAYCUGCUGCCAUGCCUCACUGCUCUGUUUCUUUCUCACUAAUAUGAAACAACUUUUGAACUGUUUUGAUGAUCUUCACGCGACAAAAAAUAAUAUUUUGACGAAUGUUUUGGUUCGAAAAUGCUGUCAACUCAUACGUCAUAAAACCAAAAAAAUACCCAAAAAAACAACAGAUGACACUCGAACAAUACCGCGAUAUGCGGGAGCGCGCCUUUGAUCGCUACAAGCUGUCGGCGCAAGUCCUGAAGGGAAACACCAUCAACGCACGACCCGCCGACCAGGACACAAAGGAAAAGGACGCCCUUGCGAAAUAUCCGGGCAACGUUCGAGAAAUGUUCCCCAUCCUGGGAGACUAUCCCGAAAUCGACCGCACCAACAGACACACGCUGGCCAGCGGAUUGGUACAGGCCCUGAUGCAGCCCGUCAGUGCAAUCGGCAAAGAAAUCACCAUUCUUAGUAAGGCCUCCUCGGAGAUCCCGACGGAAGAGGAAUGGUUGGAGAUGUUCGCAAACCCGGCCGCAGCGUCUUGGCCAGAUCCGUUCGCAUUCGAGCCAGAAAAAUACGGUAUGUUCGCAAACGACGAUCUUAAUUAAACGAGUAUGACGAAGGGACAAACGACAACUGGAGAAACAAACAAACGACAAAUCC